Messenger RNA from Ramularia collo-cygni, 849 nucleotides. RefSeq lists its product as uncharacterized. The record is from RefSeq and is a predicted model, not a curated record. The transcript has a single exon. Gene Ontology annotation, molecular function: protein binding. NCBI's taxonomy places the organism in Eukaryota, Fungi, Ascomycota, Dothideomycetes, Mycosphaerellales, Mycosphaerellaceae. The coding region runs from base 1 to 849 and encodes 282 amino acids.
AUGUCUACAUAUCGCAGGCUUUCUCGCUCCCCAUUGCCGCAGCACGACAUUCUCAUCACUUCCCUCGGGCCAGCGUCGCCUGAUGCUCUGUACUUCUCGUCUGCUUUCAGCACACUAGAGGGAGUCGAAGCUCUAAUACGAGAAGACACGCCGCAAAAACAUCUAGACUUGGGCCUCAGAGCAGCCUACGCUUCUAGCCGUGCAGAUGUAGGCAAAAAGUUACUACAGCACGGAGCCAACAGCAAGCCUCUAGUAGCUUUCAUCGGCACGGCAGCCGCCCAAGAGUUCUUUAACAAACCUAUGACCGCGUCUUGGGCUUCAGAACAGGAGAAGAACAGUUUGCGUCUACAAUGGACCUCACUACAGCCAAAAAAUAAAACUGCUCUCGUUGCCGUCGAGGGCUUCGACGAACCGGCACCAAGCAUACUCCAUCUUCAAGCAUUGCAUACCUCCAUGUCACCCGCUCAACGUAUUGCCUGGAUGCAGUUUGAUCUUGAUCGCGCAGCUCCCAGCUCUAACAUCAACCGGCUUGCUGACAUCCGGAAUGUCCAAGGUACACCACUUCUUUGGGCGGUCGAGGAGCACGGUUCCCCAUGGGAGAAUCGAAAGGUGCUCACGUUCUUGCUGGAGAACGGGGCGGAUCCGCUUAUCAAGGAUCGCGAGGGCAGGACUCCUAGAGACUACGUCGUGGAGAUGUUGGCCAUGCCAGAGGAGGAUUUAGCGGAGAGCAUGCGUGAGUUCUAUAAGUUUGCUUUGAGCGCCUUAGAGGGAGCGGAGGCAUCAGCUUCAGAGAAUAUUGCCAAAGGGAACGGCUUCCUGGGGAAAAUGAAGGGCGCUUUGGGAUAUUGA